Molecule: messenger RNA, 1272 nt
Organism: Trematosphaeria pertusa
Lineage: Eukaryota; Fungi; Ascomycota; Dothideomycetes; Pleosporales; Trematosphaeriaceae
Product: BAR-domain-containing protein
Exons: 5
Coding region: 1-1272 (423 amino acids)
Cellular component (GO): cytoplasm
Molecular function (GO): protein binding
Source: RefSeq, a predicted model, not a curated record
AUGAACGUCAACAAGAAGCUCGACCGCUUCAAGCAAUGGGCCGGCGAGAAGAUGGGCGGUGAGGCGAAGACGGGCGUCUCCGACGAGUUCAAAGCCCUGGAACUGGAGAUGAACUUGCGGCACGAGGGCAUGGACAAGAUGCAGAGAGCCAUGACCGUCUACGUCAAGUCGCUUUCCAAGCGCGCAGAGGGCGACGACAAAGAGAAGACGCUCCCUGGCGGACACUUGGGCUCGUCUAUGGUGACACAUAGCGAGGACUUCGAGCCCGACUCGCAGUUUGGCAAUUGUCUAUCCUCUCUCGGUCGCGCGAACGAGCGCCUGGCUCGCGUUCAGGAGACAUACGUUCAGGGUGCUACUUCGACCUGGCUGGAGGGGCUUGAACGUUCCCUCGCUCAGAUGAAGGAAUACCAGACAGCGCGCAAGAAGCUCGAGCAGCGGCGACUCGCCUACGACGCCUCCCUCGCCAAGAUGCAGAAAGCAAAGAAGGAAGAUUUCAGAGUUGAGGAGGAAUUACGCUCACAGAAGGCCAAAUACGAGGAGUCGAGCGAAGACGUGUUCAGGAGGAUGCAGGACAUCAAGGAGUCCGAGGUAGACCUGGUCCAGGAUCUGUCUUCCUUCCUGGAGGCCGAACUGACCUACUACGAUCGCUGCCGUGAGAUUCUGCUGAAUGUCAAGCGGGACUGGCCGGUUAGAGAUUCCGCCGCCAGCCGCUCGCGCUCUCGGUCCAUCACUGCGCAUGGCUACGCUGAGCGAUUCAACCCUACAGAAGAGGAGCCAGUACCAGAGCCACCGCGAAUCACCAUCCCUAAACUAUCCUCUCGUAACAUGUCCCCCGCCCAGGGCAACUCGUCCCCUGGCGGAUACUCCUCUCGACCCACGUACGGCCGCCAUUCCACAUUCGAAGGACCAUCCCGCAUCCAGCGCGAAGAGUCCCCCGCUCGCCGGCUCUCCCGGGUCCCAACUGAGCCAACCACAAUACUCGCCGGCCGUGGCAGCCUCCGUCCAGUCCGACAAGCGAAUACCUUUGCUGACGACUACGAAGACGAAUAUUCCAGCAUCAACGGCCAUAGACGGGACCGAUCUCCUAGUCCAGCAGCAAGCAGCCAAGGCAGUGUUCUAUCGCGAGCCGCGAGCUGGACCGCCACCGACCUCCCUAUAACCGGAAAGAAAGCCCCGCCGCCACCGCCGCCAUCAAGGGCAAAGAAGCCACCGCCGCCUCCUCCCCCGAUGAAGCGAAGUGGGUUAUCUUCAUCAGAAGUCUCACAUUAUUAA